Messenger RNA from Haliotis rufescens (red abalone), 516 nucleotides. Its product is annotated as fucolectin-like. The record is from RefSeq and is a predicted model, not a curated record. The coding region runs from base 1 to 516 and encodes 171 amino acids. Lineage: Eukaryota; Metazoa; Mollusca; Gastropoda; Lepetellida; Haliotidae. The transcript is spliced from 4 exons.
AUGGCCUCAGAAGAGGGUUUGCAAAAUAUUGCCAAGAAUAAGCCUACAAAUGCAAGUACUCUCUUCGACACCAAGCACCAGCCUAGUGCUGCAGUGGACGGUGACCUAAGAGCAAGGUGGUCUUCUGGCUCCUGUUUUCAUGGAAAGAACGGUGAUUUAUCACCUUGGUGGCAGGUGGACCUGCUGGACACCUACAUCGUUGUGGAAGUCCGUGUCACCAGUAGACAAGACUGUUGUCCUGAACGCCUGCACGACUUUUCUCUGGACAUGUACCAAGCCGACCCAAUGGUUAACCAUUAUCUCAGUUCACAACUGCGUUACAUGUACAGCGGAGCCGUCACAGAACCUGGCACAACUGUUGCCAUACAGUGCACCUCACCCGUGACUGGACGCUACCUGAGAGUUAGUGGAAAGAAAACAAAAAAAAGAAACGACAUGCUGCAGUUUUGUGAAGUUGAGGUCUUUGGCUUCAACCUGAUACAUUGUUGGGACUCGACGACAGCUGCUGAACGGUAG